ACGUCACCCGUUUCUAGAGCUACGCCUCUAAAAGACUGCCGUGCCGACGGAAGUCGCCUGUGAAGGAUGGCGGAAUUUCCGGUUGCCGGUGUUGCGUGGUGUCCCUUGUGAAGAGACGCCCCUAGCGGGGGGCGGGAGGCAGAAUGAAUUAUAUGCCGGGCACAGCAAGCCUCAUAGAGGACAUAGACAAAAAACACCUUGUCCUUCUCAGAGAUGGAAGAACUCUCAUCGGAUACUUGAGAAGCAUCGACCAAUUUGCUAAUCUCGUGCUGCACCAGACGGUGGAGCGCAUACACGUCGGGAAGAAGUAUGGUGAUAUCCCCCGGGGAAUAUUUGUUGUGAGAGGCGAGAAUGUGGUUCUCCUCGGAGAGAUUGACCUAGAAAAAGAGAGCGACACUCCGUUACUUCAAGUUUCCAUUGAGGAAAUCUUAGAGGAGCAGCGAGUAGAGCAGCAAAGCAAGCAGGAGGCAGAGAAGCUGAAGGUGUUGGCCUUAAAGGAACGGGGUCUGUCUAUUCCCCGAGCGGACACCUUGGACGAGUACUAAGCUCCUGUAUUGGAGGAUGAC
This is a messenger RNA of Nanorana parkeri, 566 nucleotides long. It is a transcript of the gene LSM1, whose product is annotated as LSM1 homolog, mRNA degradation associated. Gene Ontology annotation, cellular component: Lsm1-7-Pat1 complex; P-body. The record is from RefSeq and is a predicted model, not a curated record. NCBI's taxonomy places the organism in Eukaryota, Metazoa, Chordata, Amphibia, Anura, Dicroglossidae. Gene Ontology annotation, biological process: deadenylation-dependent decapping of nuclear-transcribed mRNA. The coding region runs from base 144 to 545 and encodes 133 amino acids. Gene Ontology annotation, molecular function: RNA cap binding. The transcript has 4 exons.